AUGAAUAGUAAUAUUAAUAAUAAUAAUAAUAAUAAUAAUAAUAAUAAUAAUAAUAAUAAUAAUAAUAAUAAUAAUAAUAAUAAUAAUGCUAAUUUACUUAUAAUCAAUGGAAUACUAUUAUUAGAUACAAAAUCAAAAAGAAAAUAUACUGAAAUGGAUUAUAGUACAGUUGAUGACCCAGAAUUGGAUGAAAUUUAUAAUAAAUAUUUUCAAGUUACAACUAAAUCAAUAGAGAAUAAUUAUAAAUAUAUCUACCCAACUAAAGACACAGUAGCAGUUAGUAGGACAGUAUAUGUUAAAAAUAAAAUAAUCAAAAAAGAGAUAUACUUGAAUAUAUCACAAGAACAAAGAAAUGGAAUGCCAGGGAUUCAUCAAUAUUAUUUAAAUUGUGUUAGAAGUCAUUAUUUCAAUUAUACAUCUAUUAAAGAAAUAGAGAGACUAUUUAAUCCACAUUUCGGAGACGAUGAAGAUAACUAUGAUAAAAUCACAUAUGCCAAAAUGGAAACCAUUAGUGAGAAAUCAACUGUAAAUGGUAUCGGUAAGAUAUUUUAUUUAGAUAUCGUAAAUUUAAUACAAACUGUACUUUCCGAUCAAGAACAUUUCGAAACGUUUGGAUUGAACUCAUCUUACAAUUUUAUUAUGAUCCACGUCUUUUCAGACUCAUUUCAAUUUAAUAAAUCCAAGUCUGCUUUGGGAGUUUACAUUAAUUUAGACUCACCAAAUUUAAUACAAUCUAAAAAAGAAUUAUAUCGAUUUGCUAUCUCUGUAAUUAUUAAAGGAGUUAGAAAGAAAAUAAAAAACCAAGACAUGGUAGUUCUUUGUAUUAAUGAGAUAUUCAAAGAUUUAAUUUCUCAUGUAAUUUUAAAUACACCCAUUAUUUGUAAUAAAAAUAUAAAAAUAUUUUUAAAUAUUGGUGUAAUUACAGGCGAUAAUCCAGGUGUCCACGAUGCUAUCGGCAUGAAAUCACCUACACAGGCAAAUGCUUGCAGAAGAGCGGAAUGCAAAUAUAAAUGCAGAUGUCAAGUUUUAGAGGAACCUGUAUCAGUUGAAAGCAAUAUAAAUGGAUUUGAGGUGGAAUACAAAACAUACGUCAACAGUACAGUUAAAACAAACAUACAAGCAUUACGUUUAUCAAAUGAUAAACGAGAAUCAUAUGGUUUGUUACAAAAUAAUUAUCAAUAUGUUUCUGCAGAGUGCUAUCGAUCCUCUUCAUUUGUUAUAUCUUGGUAUAAACAAAAGACAUGUUACCGAGUAUGUAUAACAUGGCAGAGGGAACAAUUGGAUAUGGUGUUCCGUAGUCAUCCACCAGCCUACGGAGUCAGAAUUAAAGAUUUUGAAUUGAUUAAUGUUAUAAUAUUGUUUGAGAAACUCUGUUGUUUUAUGAACUAUUCAGAUCUUAAGAUACAAGCAGAUAUUGAUCAAGUAGGUACUAUGAUAAAAGAUCAUCAGCAACAAUAUUUUAGAUGGUAUGUUAAAUAUAAAGACUCUGGAUACUCAAAAAAAAAAAAAAUGAAAGAGACUAAAGAAACUGAAGAGGUGGUUGUUAUGGACGAAGAUGAAGAUGUUGAUGACGUUUGUUUUGAUGAAGACGACGAAGAUGAAGAUGAUGCUAAUGAAAAUUUAGAAAUAGAUUUUCCACACGAUACUAACUUUAAAAAUUUAAAGAAUACAUCCAAUGGUAAAAAUCGAAGUAAAUUCUUUUUACUAUUUAUGUUAAAACGUUAUAGUUUUUUGUUAAGCGGUACAUCCAACUUGUGGAAAUAUGAUCGUAGUGACAUUUUUGUUCAUCAUUAUAAAUCUGUAAUAUCGAACAAAUCUUUAUCCAAAGAAUUAAGUGAAUUCCCAAUUCAGAUACAGGCUCUAUUUACAUACUAUUCAAAUGGUAAACUGAUCACCUCUAUUACAAAAGGAAAGUCAAUUCAUAUCAAUGGUGACCAAGUAUUGAAAGGUGUUAAAGUAUAUGGUAUACCUCAACAUAAACCAAACUCCAAUAGACACCCAAAUGGUCACCAUUGUGCUUACACGUGCACUACCAUAAGGAGGAAUGCAAAUGAUGUUCAAACAAUUAUUGUUUAUUGUAACAUAGUUAGCAUAUGGAUAGUAAAGUAUUUUGGUGAGAAAGAGCAAGUUUUCUUAGAGGUUAAAAACCAUAGAGAAGUAGAGGAUUUAAAUUCUAAUAUAAUGAAAACUAGAAAUAUACGCUUACACAACAAUCUAUUUAAAAACCUAUCGCAACAAGAGAUCCAACAAAACAGUUCUUCAUACAUCGACAAGAUAGUUGAUUUAACAAACAAGAAUAUGAAGUUUUAUCAACAAACUGACCAGACAGUUUUUAUAAGUGCACAACAACUCCGCAACAAGAUCGAAUUAUGGAAUGACAUUUUAUUGGGAUAUGGAAAGGAUUAUUUUUUUAUUAUUGAUAACAAUGCAAAAAAAGAAAUAAACUAA
Messenger RNA from Heterostelium album PN500, 2448 nucleotides. RefSeq lists its product as uncharacterized. The transcript is spliced from 10 exons. The coding region runs from base 1 to 2448 and encodes 815 amino acids. Lineage: Eukaryota; Evosea; Eumycetozoa; Acytosteliales; Acytosteliaceae. The record is from RefSeq and is a predicted model, not a curated record.